AUGGCAGCCGCAGCAAUAGAGUUUCCAAUAGCCCUGCCUAAAUGCCCCGACAUAUGUGGAAAUGUUAAAAUUCCAUAUCCAUAUGGCACAACUAAAGGUUGUUACCUCAAUGACACUGCUAUUUUUGGGUAUUAUUUUAUCAAUUGUACUACCAACGCGUACGGCCAACCUCAACCAAUGAUUGGAGAUUUUAACGUUACAAGCAUUUCCAUUGAAGGUGAGAUUGAGGUCCAGAUGUUUAACUCCCUUGACUGUUACGACGAGUCAGGCGCGCCUCUGGAAAAUAACUCACCAUCUCUCACCCUUCCCAGUUUCACAGUUUCCGCCACAAAAAACAAGUUCGUGGCAGUUGGCUGUGACACUUACGCAGAUCUUAAUGGUGAUCUGAAUGGUCAAUACUUCUCCUUGGGCUGCCAGUCCAAAUGUCAAACCAUAAACAAUGUAGUCAAUGGGACGUGUUCUGGAAUUGGGUGUUGCAAGGUGCAAAUUCCUGAAGGAAUGAAAAAUGUUAAUUUUACAGCUUCUAGCUUUAAUGAACACGAAGAAGUCUGGAAAUUCAAUCCAUGCAGCUUUGCCUUUAUUAUCCAAGAAGACAAGUUCAAUUUCUCCUCAGGUUAUCUCGCCAGUCUGCGAAACAAUAGAACCCUUCCGAUGGUUCUCAAUUGGACAGUUGGUAACAAGACAUGUAAAGUUGCUCGGAACAAAGCGAAUUACAUAUGUGGAGAGAAAACCAUAUGUUCUGAUCUCAACAACGAGUCUGGGUACCGUUGCAAGUGCAAAGAUGGUUACGAAGGGAACCCUUACCUCAAACACGGUUGCCAAGAUAUUGAUGAGUGUGAUGCUAAAAAACUCAAUAACUGCACAAGCCACCAAUAUUGCGUCAAUAAACUUGGAAGUUAUCAUUGUUCGUGCAUCAAAGGGUACCAUUCGGAUGGGGAGGCAUGUGUUCUCGAUCAAUUUGCUCCUAAUAAAUCAUCACUAGCAAUUAUACUCACAAUUGAUUAUUUUGGCAUAUACUUUGCUAUUUGA
Molecule: messenger RNA, 1029 nt
Organism: Quercus robur (English oak)
Lineage: Eukaryota; Viridiplantae; Streptophyta; Magnoliopsida; Fagales; Fagaceae
Product: wall-associated receptor kinase 2-like
Exons: 3
Coding region: 1-1029 (342 amino acids)
Molecular function (GO): calcium ion binding
Source: RefSeq, a predicted model, not a curated record